GCCGCCGGGCCCGCCCUAUAUAGGGGGGCGAGGGAGCAAGAUGUUCACUGCCAGUAGCGGGGCCACGGGUGUGCGGGGCUGGGAAGGCGGCGGGCGGGUAGUGUGUACGGGCUUGCUUUGGUGUGUGUGUGACUGAGGCGGGGGGUUCUGUCCGGCUCUGAGUGCGAGCGGGGAGGGGGAACCCGGCCCCAGGCGGCGCAGCGAGAUCCUCAGCGGCGGGAGCGGAGCCUGUCUCUCUCCUAGCCCGUAGCGGGAGGUCCCGGGCAGAGGCGGCCCCAGGUGGGGGACCCGGGCGGUGAGGAGGAGCCGCCUCCACCGAGGAGAGGCUCCGCGCCGCCGGCGUCUGUCCGGCUUCGCAAGCUGCCGUGCUGGGACGUGUGGGUUCGUUCCACCCCUCCGCGAUCGGGGUCCGGCAGCAUGAACAUCCUGCUGGAGCUCUUCGUGGUGACUUUCAGAGUACUGUGGGCUUUCGUGUUGGCCGCGGCUAAGUGGCUGGUGAGGCCCAAGGAGAAGAGCGUGGCGGGGCAGGUGUGCCUGAUCACCGGGGCGGGCAGCGGCCUGGGCCGCCUAUUCGCCCUGGAGUUUGCCCGGCGCCGGGCGCUGCUGGUGCUGUGGGACAUCAACACGCAGAGCAACGAGGAGACGGCGGGCAUGGUGCGCCUCAUCUACCGGGAGAUGGCUGAGGCGGCCGCUGCCGCCGCCCCCCGAGUAGCUGGAGAUGGAGAGAAAGAUGUGCUGCCGCAUUGCAACUUGCAGGUUUACACGUACACCUGUGAUGUGAGCAAAAGAGAAAAUGUCUACUCAACAGCGGAGAGGGUCCGCAAGGAGGUUGGCGAAGUGUCUGUCCUGGUUAACAAUGCUGGCGUGGUCUCUGGGCACCAUCUUCUAGAGUGUCCUGAUGAGCUUAUUGAGAGGACCAUGAUGGUCAACUGCCAUGCACACUUCUGGACUACUAAAGCAUUCCUUCCCAAGAUGCUGGAAAUGAACCAUGGACAUAUUGUGACAGUUGCAAGCUCUUUGGGAUUGUUCAGCACUGCUGGAGUGGAGGAUUAUUGUGCCAGCAAAUUUGGAGCUGUAGGUUUCCAUGAAUCUUUGAGCCAUGAAUUGAAGGCUGCUGAAAAAGAUGGAAUCAAAACAACUCUAGUCUGCCCUUAUCUUGUAGAUACAGGAAUGUUUAGAGGUUGCAGGAUCAGAAAAGAAAUUGAGCCUUUCCUUCCACCCUUGAAACCAGAGUACUGCGUGAAGCAGGCUAUGAGAGCUAUCCUUACAGACCAGCCAAUGAUUUGCACACCUCGUCUCAUGUAUAUGGUCACCUUCAUGAAAAGUAUCCUGCCCUUUGAAGCAGUGGUAUGCAUGUACCGAUUUUUGGGAGCGGACAAGUGUAUGUACCCUUUCAUCGCUCAAAGGAAACAGGCUAUGAACAAUAAUGAAGCAAAAAAUGGAAUGUAACACUAUUUUGGAUGGACUAACAUUUAUAGGUGAAUACAAUAAUGUUAUGUGACUGAAUUGCGAAGUGCACUUGCAUCUAACAGAUGCAAAUGUCAACAUCUUGCUGUGGCAUUCUCUUGGGUCCUAAACCUGUGUACUGAAUUCUAAAAAUCAAUGUUUUUUUUAUAUACUGUAAAUAAAACUGGCUAAAGUACUUGAUAGGUAUACAGAAUGAAUUUACAAUGUAGCUGCCACCAUUGUCCUUUAGAAUAUCACUGUAUGUACAGUAAACUAGUCAUAAUACUUGUAGGGAUGCACUGUGUGUUAUCUCUUCCUCAGCCUGCUAAGGCUUAUAAGAACUGUCUCCUACUAGAAGAUGCAACUUUUCAGAAAUAGUUUGUCUUUCCCUAUGUUAUUUGAGAAGGGGGAGGGAAAUCUUGCCAUUUAAGCUACUGCUCAUGACCUUUUAGUAAAUUCACGGAUGGUUUCUGAAUGCACCCAAGCUCUGAAGGACACACGGCCCAAUUGUGGCGUAAUUCUCUUUUGUAUCAACUGUGUUCUAUUUAAAGAUAAAAAGAAAUUUGUAAAUCUCUGCUGAUUCAAAGGCAAGUGAAUGUCUUAAAUACUCUCAGAGCAAACUUGUACUGAGCAUCUGGUUUUCUAGGAAUGCAGUCAAUGAUUUAAACUGACUUUUUUCAAGUCGCUUGAUUUGAAAUAUGCUCUGUACUGUUUCCCUUUACAUGUCAGAGUCCAAUCUACUGUUAUGGGUUAUAUGUUUCUUUUCUUCCUCCUCAUUCUUUCCUUUGCCAGAGUUCUCUCAUCCCCCUGAGGAAGCUGUUGUAUUCAAUUUCUGUAACUGGACUUGUGCCUAAAAGACAAAGCAACUCAGCUGAGAUACAAACUGUUUAUGUAAGUGCUGGUCAUAUGCCAAUUAUUAGCAAAGGAAAAAUAGAAUAACACCUGAUGCAGCUCUACAUGCAGAAUAUGGAAGGGUGUAAAGAUUUUUUUUUUUGAGUUGUACUCACAUUGUAGAGCAGCAAAUGGAUUUUUACAGUAUUUUUUGUAAAGCGAACAAUUUUGUGCCUUGAAUUUGGUAAUCUGUAUUAGUGAAGCAUUGUAAAAGUGAACUUCUACCUCUGUAUCUUAAUGUAUACCAUCCACUUGUAAACUACUAUCGGAGAAAUUGUGAUUACUUUUUUAGGAUGUCUUGUUAAAUAGUGACCAAUGCCUGUGGUUAUUAAAGUGAGCCACCUUUUCCUUAAAACAGUGACUGGAAUGCUUCCUUUAAAGACUAAACUAAUGCAAACUACUUGUGCCUGUUCCAUAGCUCUUGAGUAUCAACACAGUUCAGAAAUGUAUUGCUCAGUUCUUACAGCCACUUUGUCAGCUGCAUGGUUUUACAGUGUAAUCUCUUAUCAGUCAGUACUGUGAAAUUAGCCUUUAGGAGGUGACUGUUUUCUCUGGUUUCUAAACUCAUCAAUGAAAUAACUGGUCAAAGA
This is a messenger RNA of Melopsittacus undulatus (budgerigar), 2927 nucleotides long. RefSeq names its product retinol dehydrogenase 10 (gene RDH10). The transcript is spliced from 6 exons. Gene Ontology annotation, molecular function: oxidoreductase activity, acting on the CH-OH group of donors, NAD or NADP as acceptor. The coding region runs from base 418 to 1449 and encodes 343 amino acids. Lineage: Eukaryota; Metazoa; Chordata; Aves; Psittaciformes; Psittaculidae. Gene Ontology annotation, cellular component: lipid droplet. The record is from RefSeq and is a predicted model, not a curated record.